Molecule: messenger RNA, 10943 nt
Organism: Nasonia vitripennis (jewel wasp)
Lineage: Eukaryota; Metazoa; Arthropoda; Insecta; Hymenoptera; Pteromalidae
Product: bromodomain adjacent to zinc finger domain protein 2B
Exons: 28
Coding region: 878-8080 (2400 amino acids)
Molecular function (GO): protein binding; DNA binding
Source: RefSeq, a predicted model, not a curated record
UAGCGCGACUGACCGCGAAAGACGCAGCAGCAGUGCUGCACUGAGCCCUCUGCACUCUAUAGCGGGGACGCGCGAGUGCCCGAGUACAUGUUCCUCGGUGUCGUUCUCAAGUGUGUAUGUAAUCUCCUCCUUGGAUAAAUCUAUGUGUGUGUGAGACUCUAGCCGUGAUUUACGGUGCCAAAAGUGCGCGGGAGGACUUUGAUCGCGAGUGAACGAUCGACGCUCUAUACAUAAUUAGUGGCUGGUACUUAACUUACCUGCCGAUGCUCUCUUUCGCUCUCAGCGUCGGGUCGAAGGGACGACAGUUCUUAUAGUGUGUCCUUUGUUAAUUCGAUCCUUCCGACAAACGGCAAGUGCACCGCCGCCCGUUGCUGCAGUAGGUGUGUCAUCGUCGUCGUCGUCGUCGUCGCUACAGCGAGAGAUCCGCAGGAGCGUCGGAGCGGAGCCAAUUAUAAAGCAAACCUAGCGGAGUGAAGAAGAGCGCGGAUGCCGAAAUAAAAGAUGGCCGGAUAAUCGAUUGGGCCGUCGAUAUGCGCUGCUGCAGCGGAGAUACGACUACCACCACCAGCAGCAGCUACUCGGAUGCAUCGGGAUUGAAUGCAGAGGAGUAGUAGCAGCGGGCAAAGUCGUCGACGUCGAGUAUAUAGUGAGCGGAUGUUGUUUUUUGUGUGGUGCUAUACAGUGCUGUGAGUGGAAAUUGAAAAUUCAUAGAGAGAGAGAGAGAGAGAUAGGAGAGGACGUUUCUUCGGUGCGCUGCUCUCUCGAGUGCUUUCAGGGGAUUGAGCUUCUCUAUCUACGGUCAUCGUCAAGGUGUGAUGAAGCUACGCAGAAACGACGCCAACUAUGAGUUGAGGCCGCACAACUAAUUGGGACUGGCAUGGAGAAGGAGAGCUCCGCGACGGGCGGCGGAGGUGGAAGCAGCGGAGGUGGCGGCGAGGCGACGGUCACGCCGGGCGCCACCUCCACCCCUGACCAUCUCCAGGCGGAUCAGGCCAACUCCUUGCUGGAUCCCACCGCCCUGUUCAGUGCUUACUGGCCGCGCGGCGACAGCGCCGCUUCCUCGCUGUUCGGCGGGAUGCCCACCGGCUACGGCCUCGGGGCCCACCACCUGCCCUCGGCCUACGCGAUACUGGGUCGCGGGGCCGGUGGUCACGCCGGAGGUCCAGGCGGCUUCGGCGCAGGUCCCUCGGCAAGUUCGGCGGGUCCGCCGCCUCCACCCUACUCCCAUGGCAGCCUGGGGACGCUGGGCGUCGCCGCGAGCCAGGCGGCGAGUCUCGGCAUCAAUUCGGCCUGGUGGACCAUGGCCACGCAUCUGGCCACCCAGGACUACAUCGCCAGGCUCCAGGGCGCCGCAGCCGCUGGACUGCCCGGCUUCCCCCCGGGGGCCGAGAGCCUCCUGCCGCCGUAUCCACCGGCGCUGCUCAACCAGCCCUCGCCGUCGCACUCGUCGCACAAGUCCAGCAAGUCAAAGUCAAGCAAAAGUCACAAGGCCUCGAACAGCUCGAGCUCGAGUCACGCCAGCGCAGCGGCUCACGUCUCGAGUCAGCAGCAGCAGCAGCAGCAGCAGCAGCAGGCCCAGCAACAUGCUCAGCAAGCGCAACAGCAUCGGGAGCAACAUCAGCGGGAGCAACAGCAGCAGCGGGAACAGCAGCAGCAGCAACAAUCGUCCUCGAGCUCGCAUCACAACACUAGUACCUCAUUAACGAGCACCAGUCAAUCAUCCAAUUCACAGCAGAACGUCGUCAGUCCCGCUAAGGAUACAAGCGAUCCGAGCAGCAUACUGGGCGGCGUGAGGUUACCGCCGGACACGGAGAUCAUCAAGUACACGUCGAGCAUAGUCGGCCCGAAGGUCCCCGGCACGACGAACCGCGGCAGGAAGAAGACGAUAUCCCUCGACUCGCCAUCGGUCAGCGUGCACGGACCCGGGACUACUGGACUCUCGACGCACCAGACCAACAGCGCGGCCGCCUCGGCGGCUGCCCUCAUGAUGGAACCCACCAGCAAGUACAGUCGUUCGAGGUAUAACAACCAUCGAUUGCAGAACGACAGUGGCAACGACUACAGGGACUCGGUGGACCGGGUGGAGGUGAUCAAGCUACCGGCGCACUCGACCAAUGGCUCGCUACUCUCGGCGCCGCCGACCUACACGACGAGCAACUCGGCCGACGCGGACGCGCCGCUCAACCUGUCUCUCAAACCCUCCACGGCGAGCAGUGGAUCGCCCCUCACUAGCAGCCAACCGCUCAGCCAGCUCAGUAAUCUCAGCCAGUCGUUACUCGCGUCCGACAGAACCUCAGUAAACAGAAGAAUACACAAACACACGUUUAACAAAGACGACAACGUUUCAGCGCGUCGUAAGCCCGGGCCGAAGCCAAGGCGAGUGCCGCAGAACUCGGUGCCUGUGCCGGCGAGUCCGAAUCCCUCGCUGGCGCAGCUGUUCGCAGCGGCAGACUCGCCCCAGAGGCCGAGCAGUGGCAGCGAGGAGAGCGAGAGCGCAGCUGGCAACGCGACCCACCACAAGGACCGUCCGCGCAAUCUCGGCCGCGGUGUUUCCAAGCCCAAGAAGAACACCGUGGCCUCGCUUCUAGCGCAAAGUAGGGCACUGGGCAUCAAGCCCACGCCUGCACUCGACCCCAACGUGCCGCUCUCGCACCAGGUCUCGCUGCUGAGGUCGAACAUACUCGCGGCGCAACUGCACGCCUCGACGCUCAGUCACCACGACGACAAGCAUCAGUAUGCUUUACAGCGCUCGUUGCAGGAGAAAAUGAAGAACAAGUUUAUGGAAGCUUCUGGCGAGGAGAGCAACAUGGAUGUGACGAGCGAGAGCGGCAGUAAUACAGACGUCCUGAGCGACACGGACGACGACAACGCCGACGGUACGCCCAGCGCGAAGAAGCGCAAGAUGAACCACAGCGACAAGGAUCUGCAGCUGCCGCUCGAGCGCGGCUGGAAACGGGAGACCGUGAUCAAAGGCCUCGGCAAGACCGGUAUCAUCAAGGGCGACGUCUCUUACUACAGUCCAUGUGGAAAAAUCUUCAGGAGCAGCUCGGAACUGUUGAAGUUCCUGGAGAUGCAGAAUCCUGCGGAGCUGACGACGGCAAAUUUCUCGUUCUCGUCGCGACCUUUGGUAGGUGAAUUUCUGCAGCCGACAAUGGGCCUAGCGGAGGCCGAGUUCGUGAGGCUGGGUGCUCAGGAAGUGGCGAGGAGACUCGAGGAGCUCAGAGCAGCUGGUGGCUUCCGGGACAUCAGGAUGAACAACCAGUACGAAAGAGAUAAACUUGCCUACGCCAAGAAAUUGGCCAAAGAAGAGGCGCAGCGACACAAGGAACAGGCCAGAUUGAUAAAGGAGCAAGAGAAGAACGAGAGACAGGAGGCUGUGCGAAGGGAACGUGAACUUCGAAAUCAGCAGCUACUCGAGGGUCGUAAGCGGCUCGCAUUCACAAUCAAACAGAAGAUGAAGAUCAUACAAGAAAUCGAGCGCGGCAAGAGCAAGAGCGACGUGGCGCGAGAGCUCGGACUCGCCAGCAGCACCGUUGCCACAAUCUGGAAGAACCGUGAGAGCAUCGCCGAGAGCUGGCGCAACCGCGACAUGAUGCACUCGGAGCUCGACGUCGAGACCGCCAAGAAGAUCAUCUCCCAGGCACCCGCCAACGCACAUCAUCAUCACCAUCAUCAUCACAUUAUGCAGCCGCUGCCGCUCGUCUCGCCCCAGCAACAGCAGCCGAGUCAGCAGCAGACACCGGCGGCGCUAACAACGCCCAUGACCCUGACGACGACGAAGCUGAGCACGACCUCGGCUAGCGAGCCGAGCGUCGUGCCCUCGGCCCACCAGCCGGACCACCUGCAGCAGGCCCAGAGCCAGACGCAAAGUCAGGAACUGCUGGAGGCGCGGAAAAAACGUCAGGAGGAGGUCGAAAAGAUCCGAAUGGAGGAGCAGCAGCGCAAGCAACAGGAACGGGAACUCAAACGGCAGCAGGCGGUCAUACUGAAGGAACAGAUGUACAUGCAGGAGCUCACCAAGCAGCGCGAGAUGCUCUACACCGUCGAGCUGGAGAGAGAAAGAAGACGACAGCACAUGGCGUUGAUCCGGGCGUUGGAGAACCGUCGCAAGAUGGAGGAGAGGGAGAAGAAACGCCUGGAAGCCAGAGCCGAGAGGAUCGCCUCAAAGGAGAGGAGAGCCGAGCAGAGGAGGAUGGAACUCGAGCUGGUGGAGCAGAUCAGAAAACCCGUCGAGGAUAUGGAACUGACGGACCACAAGCCGCUGCCUGAGAUCAAGAGGAUGUCCGGCUUGAAACUGUCCGGUCAAGCCUUCGCGGAUAUCGUCAUGGUUUUCGAGUUCUUGCACAACUUUGGGGAGACGCUCGGUUUUGAUAUGGACUCGCUGCCAAGCCUGAAGAGCUUGCAAGCAGCCCUCCUUAACGACGAGGAAGCCGAAGAGGAGAUGCUCUCUGUGAUGACUCACCUACUGGUAUGCGCAAUCGAAGACCCGGGAAUCCCGCAACCGGCUCGUCACACCACAGGUCUGGGGCAGAGCUUGCGACAGGCCGACAUCACACACGCCAACAUCAGCGAGGUCCUGCGCAUCUAUCUGUACGCCAACGCCACAGGUGAAGUUAAGGCCCUGACCGGAGUGUGUCUCGAAAGAGAACGCGACAAACGCUUCGCGGACCAUCACCAGAACGGCGGCGACAACGCGCUUAACUGCUCUAGCAAGAACGCCCAGUUCUACGAGCACUUGCACAACAACGAGACCUGGCGCAUGUCCGAGCGACUGCGCGACAAACCCUUCCUAGCGCUCAACCCUACGCACAAGGCCCAGAUGCUUGCGUUCCUCUGCAACGAGCUACUGCAGAACAAAGCUGUGCUCAGACAGAUCGAGCAGAGUCUCGAAAACGUCGCGCAGCUGAAGAAGGAGAGAUUCCUGCUGGACACAAAAAUCCGAAAACUCAGGCAGCUGCACAGUAGAAAAGUUCGAAUGGAGGCCGUAGGAGUGAUAGUUAACAAGACUGGAGAAAAUGUUACGGUUGAGAAGAAGGAGGUGGACGGGGAGGAGAAUACCAAUUCCAGUGCUGUGGGCACGACGCCGACACCCGAAGAUCCACACGAUCAUCACCAUCAUCAUCAUGAGGAGGAAACUCACGAAGAUGAUCAUGAGAUGUCGGAGAACGAGAGCGAGGGUACCCAGCCUGAAGAGGAGGAAGACAAAAAUUUGUCAGGCGAAGAGCUCGGCAAGAAACUGGACAAACUCCUGAAGCAGUCCGAAGAGCAGUUGCAAAAGUUGAACGGCUCAUCGAAGGAGCUACGCGCUCACAUAUUCGGCCAGGACAGAUACUGGAGAAGGUACUGGGAACUACCAUGUGCUGGCGGCAUCUACGUAGAGGCAAUGGAGAGUGCCGAACCGGAGGUGCUUAGCAUACAGGCCGAGCUUGAUGAAAAGUACAAAGACAUGCCCGUCGAGGAGAAGACCGAGACUAAACCCGAGGUCAAAGAGGAGGAAGACAAAACGGGCACUGAGAAUCGAGAAAAUGAGACUCCGAACGAGUUGAAAGAAGACAAGAAGGUGAACGCGCACAACGAAGAUGUGGAGAUGAAGGAGGUCGAAGAGAAGGAAAAAGAGAAAAAGAAGAAAAAGAGCGAGGAUGGCGAGGAACAGGUUACGAGUAACGAUAAGAAAGAAGUAAAUCAUUGUAAUCCGGAGGAUUCGAAGAAUUCGAUUGCCGAAGUUAAAAACGAAGUUGACAGUGAGGCGAAGAAUAAUUCUAAGGUGGAAGAGGCAAAACAGGAGGCCGAAGUUACUAAGAUGGAAGUGGAUAUCAAGACUGAGGAGAAUAAGAAAGAGGAAAACGGCACUGACGAAGAGAUUAUUAAGCCUGCGAUCAAAAUGGAAGACAAAAUUGUCGAGACAAUAGUCAAUGGCGAUAAGUUUAAUCAUGUUAAUAAUUUGCACAACGGUAAGGAUUUGAACGGCAGCUAUCUUUCAGAAAUUACCUGUACUGAGACAAACUGGUUUUCGAUCCUUCCUCGAGAAACUUGUGACACAUCUGGUCCCAGUACAAAGCAAAUUUUCGGAAUUGCGGACUCUACAGAACUGAAAAUCCCAAUAUUCCCACCGCCGGCUAGUCCAAAUUACGAGCGGUGUGACAGUCCAGCGCCACUUAUUCUCACUCAGGACGAAGCUACUCAACUAGAAUAUCUCAAAAUUCACGGUCUACCGCCACCCGGUGAAGCUAAACCGGUUCCAAAAGACUUACGGCACGGCUGGUGGAGGAUAAAAGACGUUGACACCUUCCAAGAACUUCUGGAGCACCUACACUCGCGCGGCGUUCGAGAAAAGGAGCUGAAACGUACGACCUGGGCGAUCAUGGAAUCCUUCCUCGCGGUAACGGGCAAGAUUCACGUGGACCCUGGUAACGUAACAGCCACCGAUAUGUCGGACGGUGAGGACGAUGCAGCCCCAGUUUCUAUUCCCAAGUCGGACGACCCUGAAGAAUGGAGUGAGCAGGUCGCUGCUCGAGUAGAUGCUCAGCUCUUGGAGCAGGUCGAGGCUCUCGAGGACAAGGUUGCCAACGCCAGUAUGCAAGUUAAAGGUUGGAAACUGCCACCGAGAGCCGGCACCGAAGAAGCCGAAGAACUGGAGAAGCUUCACGAAAUGGAGCAAGUCAGUGCGGUUGAGCAGGCGCGUCAGAGGUUACUGUCUCUUGAGGCGGCUAUCGAGAGGAGAUAUCUCAAACCGCCACUCGGUGUUUGUACGGGUGAUCCGAAUCUAGCAGCUCUAAAAGCAGAGCAAGCAGCCGCUGCUGCAAACACUAGCGCAAACUCAUCGACUGAUGGAGGCUCGAGUGGAGGUCCACCCGAGGAAACGACUCCACGAGGUCUCAAUAACUGGCGUGAGGCCACCGCCAGGGCUCACACUUCUGCUCAGCUCGCUAUGGCGUUGUACAUGCUUGAGGCCAGCAUCGCUUGGGACAAGAGCAUCAUGAAGGCUGUGAGUCUAAAGAAUCCAGCUAGAAAGUCGGUCUGCGUCAAGCUACGAAAUCGCAGCGUCUCACUCAAAUCUGCUACUCAAAACAAACAGCUAAUGUCUUCUACUCAGGCCUCUAACUGCCAAUUUUGUCACAGUGGCGACAACGAGGAUAAGCUGCUGCUCUGUGACGGCUGUGAUCGCGGCUAUCAUACUUAUUGUUUCCGUCCAAAAAUGGAAAACAUUCCCGAUGGUGAUUGGUACUGCCACGAAUGUAUGAAUAAGGCAACAGGAGAGAGAAACUGUUUAGUCUGUGGUAAACGAGUUGGUAAAAACUUGGUUCUAUGCGAGCUCUGUCCCAGAGCUUAUCACACUGACUGCCAUAAUCCUGUAAUGCCAAAGAUGCCCAGAGGGAAGUGGUACUGCUCAAAUUGUCACAGUAAACAACCAAAGAAGAGAAAUAGCAGCCGAAGGAGUCACAAAGGAGAGAAGGGAGAAAAAGGAGAGAAGGGUGAGAAGGGAGAAAAAGAAGAAAAAGCAGAAGAAGGAAAGGAGAAGAAAGAAAAAGGAGGAAAAGGAGAUAAAGGAGAAAAAGGAGAAAAAGGAGGCGUCACUCGAGACAGUGAAUGUUCUGAUCAUCCACCAGCUAGUCCAACGCCGUCGACAACCUCGAACACACAUGUAGAGGAUGUCAGUUCGUCGGAACCGCCGACACCUACUGCCUCGCCGAGGAAAGAAGGAAAUGCUGGUAAAACACUUACGAAGAAACAGCAGCGGGAGCUCGCGCCCUGUAAAAUUCUCCUCGAACAAUUAGAACAGCAAGAUGAAGCAUGGCCCUUCCUUUUGCCCGUCAACACCAAACAAUUUCCGACGUACAAGAAAAUCAUAAAAACCCCCAUGGAUCUCAGUACAAUCAAGAAGAAGUUGCAGGAUUGUGUAUAUAAAUCUCGAGACGAUUUUUGCGCCGACGUUAGGCAAAUGUUUAUAAAUUGCGAAGUCUUCAAUGAAGACGACAGUCCUGUGGGCAAAGCUGGCCAUGGGAUGCGCAACUUCUUCGAGACGCGCUGGACUGAAAUAACAGGAGCUCCUCCGCCGCCUCAUCCACAGGCGCAUAGCUGAGGAUCGGCUCGAGUCCGUAGUGGCUGCAAUAGUUUUGCACAUUUUUACUAUUAAGUGAAUAAAUGAAAUAUGGCUACGUUUGUAAAAAAAGGAGGCCGAUAGUAGACAUGACGACCGUAGCGUAAUCCUCGCGUUGAUCGCGUUCUAGCGAUCCCACAUUCAUCCUUCGUUUGCCAAUCGAAAGCACACAAUACGCAGUCUUCAUUCAUUUUCAACUUCGAUCCGGCCUAAUAUUCUCGACACUCGUUUGAUUUUGCCACAGUUAGUCGGUAUUUGUUGCUUUUUUAAUCGAUAAGUAUUUCCUAAAUACUCACCAGCUUUCAUCCAAUGCAUUCUACAAACAAUGUUUCCUCUUUGCGGUAUUUAAAAUAAAGUUUCUUGAAUUUUAGUUUUGUUCAAUUGUUAGAUAUGAAUCACUUUUAUAAGAGACAAAAACUUCUUAUACUUUCAAAUAACGACCCAAAGAAACUGUUGUAGCACAGAGUUUUCAACGUUUUCUUUUUGAAUUAUCGGCAGGCGCCACGUUCUAAUUUAACUUUUUUUUUUAAGACACAUAGUCUUGAACGAAUCGUAAUAAGAAUCGGUCAAUGUACUUAUACGAAAACAGUUUUGCCUAAGCGAAUCCAAAACGAUUCGCGAUAUUGUAUUAUAUAGGCUUAAUAUAACAGAGUCAUUGGCGAAAGAGAUAUUUUGCAAAGUAACGAAUGUGAGAUAAAAAGAGAUAGAGAUAUAUUAUAUAUAAAAGGUAUAUACAAAUGAAUAAAUAAUUAUUAUAUAUAAAAUGUAAAGAUAUGCAUUCAAACGCUAUACAUACACAAUAUACGUAUAAACAUUAUUCAGACGAAGCAAACAGAUCGUAUCUGAAUCGAAAUAGCAAUUUUGAAGCAAAUUAAAUGCCAUUCCAGAAUUUCGUUCGUGUACCUUUCCAUUUGCACGUUCGAACAGUCCUGCGACGAAGCUCGGAAUCAGACCGGGUGUACAUAGUGAAAGUAACGAAAAGCCAGAGGUUUUAUAAAGCAAGAAAGGGCAAGAAAGAAUGAUUCGAGUUAUCAUUAAUUAUCAGUAUUUUAAGAUUUUAAUUAAAUAAAGUUGCACUCUGCGUAAUGUGGAAAUGAAAAAGAAAAAGAGGUGUGCCCUUUGCAAACAAGAGUUUGAUGAUUAAUGUGGAACUUAAGAGUUCGAACUGUAUAUAAGUAUGACAAAAACAACCAACAACGCGAGUCGUUUUACGAAGCUUAUAUAAUGAUAAUAAUGAUUACAGCUGUGAAUGAGUUUGAAAUAGAAACUUCGAUAAUAUGGUACUUUUUAAUACGAGAAAUAUAAAAAGAUGGUAAAUGCGCAAUUAGUAAAUGCGAUGCUCUGCUUUUCAAUGUGUAGUGUACAGUUUUAUAAAGAGUUUUUUAAAUCCGGUCUGAGCUCGCCGUUUGUCAUUAAGGUUCUUAAAAGAAGUGGCAUUAUGAAUGUUCUAUUUGCGGUGCGAAUUCCCUGAUCGCAUUUUAGAUUUCAUUGUAUAGACUUUCUCCUGUAAUGCAUAUGUCGAUAUAGGAUAAGCUAAAAAAAAGAUCGUAUACAUUUCGUGUGUGAUUCACAGUUUUGCAUAAAAGAAGGAAUUGUCCUACAUUUCAUUGCUCGUUUAUUAUCUUUUAUGUAGCUUGACUUUCAAUUACCAUAACAAAAUCGGAGGUUUUUUCUUUUAAAUUUUCAUCUUGUCUCUAUUCCAUAUCAAUAGAUUUGUAUGGCAAAGAACAAAAAAUUUUUAUUAAAAGCAUUCAUUUGUCGAGAUGUUUGAAAUUAUAAUUUUGAUGAACAAUGAGAAGUAAAUUUAAGUUCGUUUUUUAAUUAAUUCAAACUCGUAUGUGAUUUGUAAACUUUGUAAAGUUUUUACUAAUGCAACUUAGUGUUGACUUGCGGUUCUAAAGAGAUGUGUUUCGUGAGUGGAUGCAUUGCAUUAUGAGUGCGAUAAUUAAAAUCGUUGAAACAAAUUGUUUUGUAUGUAAUUGAUGUACAUGAUUUUCAAUUUAACUUGUAAUAAUGACAUGUAUAACAACGCUCGUAGGUAAUAUAAAAGAUAUUUGCACUCGUAAAAAAAUAUUCAGCCGUCAAAAAAAAAUGACAGGUGACAAAAAUAAAAUGAAGAAAGGUGUUCGUUUUCUUGACUGUAAAGUCAACGGAUUAUUAAUUUAAUUUUGCAAAUAAAUAUAGUAUAGCAAUAAUUUUGAUAUGCAUUGAGUAAACUACUUUUUUAUAAUUGCGAGUGAAUAUUUGGUUGAUAGAGCAAACAGUAGACUUAAUUAAUUUCUCUUUUACGUAAGUUAUUUAUUUCUCUAUUUUGUAAAAAAAAAAAAAAAAAAAAAAAAUAGUAAUAAAAUUUGUUAGUGGCAGUGAGCAGUAUUGCGUUGAUUCAGAAUUUCAAAAUGUAAACUUUUGUCUGUGAGAUACGAAUGACACACUAUAGGGGUACUGUAAAGUAAAUGUCACGUACCAACAAUAAGAGACGAAAAUAAUUUUUUAAGGAUUCAACUCUUAUUUGAAAAAACUAGCUCAGCUAUUAAUCGUUGUUUCACGAAUGACGACGCUUUUUAUACGAAUUUUAAUUUUUAAUGCGAUCUUAUGAUACAUUAUAUAGUGUAAUAUUAAUAAUUAUAGCGAAGUCGACCGUAUCAAUCCUCGAUAACGAAAUAAAAAUAAAAGUAAAGUAACGAAACGAAAUGCGCGGGCGAAGAAGCGAAGAAUUUAGAGGUAUUAUGAUUGUCUAUAGUUUAAACGAUGGCUUACUUUAGGUAGCCUAUCAUUGCUAUUUAAACAGACUUAAUUAAUGUAUUGCAAAUGAAUUAAUAAAGUGUAAGCGAAGCGUGUAAACGAA